AUGGCCUGCCUUGAAGAGUGGUUUGCUUGUGCGUUGUGUCUCGGCUCCAGGCGAACAAUUGAGACAACCCUCUGCGACUUCGCCCUCUGCCUGCUGCACAACAUGGUGCGUGCUGGCCCUUUCCUCGCUUUGCUCCUGUGGAGCUUUCCUUGGAGAAAUUGUGCCUGGGAUGAGGAGAAUGACACGAAGGAGGAAGGGACGACAUCGGCCUCCUCGUCAACCCCGGCGACAUCAUCUUCAACAUGGACGAGGCCCUCUACCUUCUGCUCGGCUCCAUACACCUACAACGAGUACAUGCGGUUCAUGGCGAAUGCAUGGGAUGAAGAGAUCGCUGUGGCAGAACAGCUGGAGAAUUAUGAGAAUGUGGUCGAGCCUCUGCAAAUCCAAGCAAACAUCCCGCAGAGCCCACCGCCGCCGGAAACUUUGCCCACAAAAUGCUGGCACUUCCUCCUCCUCGUCCACCUGCCCCGGGACUUCCUGGAGUCACCGGAACAGUUCCUGCUCUUCUACCCCCGGCGACCCUACAUCUGCCUCUUUGUCAACCUCCUCGUCAUCUUGGAGAAGCUCAAGCGGGACACCAACAACGGUUCAAUCGCACACGACCUGGACGAGACCGAUGGCACAAUGCAAAUGGGAGUGUACGUAGUAGACUCCAAGAACGGCGAGCUCAAGAACUACGACUUGGACCAAUUGAAGAGGAUGAAUCACCUUUUGUAG
Molecule: messenger RNA, 717 nt
Organism: Symbiodinium sp. CCMP2592
Lineage: Eukaryota; Dinophyceae; Suessiales; Symbiodiniaceae
Source: the annotation of a GenBank genome assembly